Messenger RNA from Colletotrichum destructivum, 507 nucleotides. RefSeq lists its product as uncharacterized. The transcript has a single exon. The coding region runs from base 1 to 507 and encodes 168 amino acids. The record is from RefSeq and is a predicted model, not a curated record. NCBI's taxonomy places the organism in Eukaryota, Fungi, Ascomycota, Sordariomycetes, Glomerellales, Glomerellaceae.
AUGUCCCACCUAACACACAUUAUCUCGACAUUGCUCACAGCAGUAAAAAUUAACUUUCGUACUGAUAUCCAACAACUGAGUACGCGUUAUGGCCGCCGUCGCUCUCGCCUCGCUGAAGUCAGCGAACCCUCAACACCGCACCGCUACGGCGGUUGGCUGCGUCGGCAAACCACCCCAGACCGCGUGCUCAACUCUAUGGCCAAAGGCUACGAUCGGCGUAUGUCGACAAGCCCCGUGCAUACCCGUUGUCUGCACUGGCAAGCGUCCAAGCACGAAAAGGCGUGUCGUUCAUUGUUUGACGCCGCCUGCUGCUUCAGACCCGACGACAUGGUAGCCAGGUUCCGCAUUGUCUGGGCGCACUCGCAGCGGCAGCAGCAGCAGCAUCCCACCAUGAACUUUACUACCCGUACCCUCAUGCUAACCCCGAUCGACCUCACAGGCAGCUUCGGUGAAGCUGAAGUGCACGCCCGCUUUGUGCCCGUCGUACCGUUCGGCCGGUUAGCAUAG